This is a messenger RNA of Phodopus roborovskii (desert hamster), 7496 nucleotides long. It is a transcript of the gene Ssr1, whose product is annotated as signal sequence receptor subunit 1. Bases 91 to 951 code for a protein of 286 amino acids. Gene Ontology annotation, cellular component: endoplasmic reticulum membrane; endoplasmic reticulum. The record is from RefSeq and is a predicted model, not a curated record. Lineage: Eukaryota; Metazoa; Chordata; Mammalia; Rodentia; Cricetidae. The transcript is spliced from 8 exons.
CCCGCGGAGCCCGGAUGAGUUGUAACGCCAUUACCGCCAGAGCCGCCGAGAGCCCCAGCGGACGCGCGGUGGACGCUGACCGGCCGCACCAUGAGACUCCUCCCCCGCCUGCUGCUGCUGUUCCUGCUGGCCUUCCCCGCCGCCGUGCUGCUCCGCGGCGGCCCCGGAGGGUCAUUAGCGUUGGCUCAGGAUCUUACAGAAGAUGAAGAAACAGUGGAAGAUUCCAUAAUUGAAGAUGAAGAUGAUGAAGCUGAAGUAGAAGAAGAUGAACCCACAGAUUUGGCAGAAGAUAAAGAAGAAGAAGAUGUAUCUGGUGAACCAGAAGCUUCACCAAGUGCAGACACAACUAUCUUAUUUGUAAAGGGAGAAGAUUUUCCAGCAAACAACAUCGUGAAGUUCCUGGUAGGCUUUACAAACAAAGGGACAGAAGAUUUUAUUGUUGAAUCGCUGGAUGCUUCAUUUCGUUAUCCUCAGGACUACCAGUUUUACAUCCAGAAUUUCACAGCUCUUCCUCUGAACACUAUAGUGCCACCACAGAGACAGGCGACUUUUGAGUACUCCUUCAUUCCAGCAGAGCCCAUGGGGGGACGGCCUUUUGGUCUGGUCAUCAAUCUGAACUACAAAGAUUUGAACGGCAAUGUUUUCCAAGAUGCCGUCUUCAAUCAGACAGUUACAGUUAUUGAAAGAGAGGACGGGUUAGAUGGAGAAACAAUUUUUAUGUAUAUGUUCCUUGCUGGUCUUGGGCUUCUAGUUGUUGUCGGCCUUCAUCAACUCCUAGAAUCUAGAAAGCGCAAGAGACCCAUACAGAAAGUAGAAAUGGGAACGUCAAGUCAAAAUGACGUUGACAUGAGUUGGAUUCCUCAGGAAACUUUGAAUCAGAUCAAUAAAGCUUCUCCAAGAAGGCUGCCCAGGAAGCGGGCACAGAAGAGAUCAGUGGGAUCUGAUGAGUAAAUGUUCUUUGUGCAACAAUUCAGUCUGUGCUUCCCCUGCCCUGAUGUGUUUCGGCCUGAUGGGAAUUAGUGCAGAGAAGCCAUAUCACCAUAAAGGCAACUGCUGCUUAGGUGUGGACUGAGCAAUCAGAGUCUGUGGCGAUAAUAUUGCUGAAAAAGCACUGCAUUCGUUUUUCUAAAGUAACAAAUUUGGUUGUUUUGUUUUCUUUUUUUUUUUUAACCAUUAAACUGUGUGGGUGUGAAUGUCUGAGCAGUUGUCUUACCAGAAUCAUUGUUAAACUACCUGAAACACGCCUUUAGAAUACUCAGCAAAACGCUGUUGCCGCUUCCCCUGUGAUAUUUGCUGAUUUUUGCUCCCAAGCUCAAUUAAUAUUUGCCCCAGUGUGGUUUAAGAUGUUCUGCCGCGAAUUAUUUUGAGGAAAUACUUUAUUUCUUGGAAUCCAUCAAAUCUAAACUGAUGGCACAAACUGGCCUUUUGCUUGCUGUCUGUUACAGCUUCUAUUCUAAAGGCACGAGCAGGAGUGGCUACUGUCUGAGCAGUAGGAGCAUGUUGGCUAUCUGCUGCUGCUUACUGUGUGUACACCUUCAGGAACUUUGGAAUCUCUAGCAACAAAAUUGUGAAACCUGAAAAAUCUACUAAUGGUAUAUAAAUCCUAAUUCCACGCCUGUUUUUUUGGUCUUUGGGUUUUUUUUUUUUUAAGGAAAAAUGGUCCUUUUGUACAAACUGGGUUGUUGUGCUGUAGGAUGUUGUGUGUGACCUGGGAGAGAACUCUGGAGUGACUUCCCUUCUUUGCUUUUGCUUGUUUGUUGUUGGCUUUAAGCAGAGCGUUUGCUCUUAGGAAUAAUCUUAAGAGAAACUAUCCUGGUUUACAGACCAAGGGAAUCAAAUUUUAGGGGCAGGGAUACAUUUUGUUAAUCCUAAUCUACAAAAACAUUAAUUGGAAAGUUUUGAGGUAACAAGGUUUAUCUUUUAACCUGACCUUUUGGGUUUUUUUGUUUUGUUUUGUUUUUGUUUUUUAAUUGUUGACCUACUUUUUUCUUUGUUAAUGUGAAAAAUACCAAAACUUUAAGCACUUAGAAUUUCAGGACCAAAAUUAAGUUGGUUUUGAUAACAAUCCCUUUAGUCACUCUUGCCUGAACUAGUGAAUUAAGUUUGGCAUUAUUGUCAGCCUUACUAGAAAUUAAAGUAACAUGGAGUGUGAAUGGGUAAGAGGCUUCCCUCUGUUUUUUAAGCCAUAUUCUCCCUGUGUAUAUUACAAGGAAGUGCUAAUAUCAAUGUUGUAUUCCUGACUUCUUUUCCUUUUCAUUGGCUGAUCCAGUCCCUUCCCCCACACAUGUAAAGGAAAACAACAAAGUACAUACAGAAACAGAACUUUCAAAAUGUUUGUGUGAGCCAAAGCUAAUAACCAUAGAAGGUCUUCUGUAAUUGUUCAUCACUGUGCAAAAGGGGCUGAAAUGUCAAACUGCCUGUAUUUGCAUCGCUGGACUGUAAACUUUUUAUGCCUGUAUAUAAUGUGUGUGGGUUUUUAAUUGAGCUGUAUAAUGAGUUUAUUUUGAAAAGGUUCUUUGAGGCCUGAGGAACUGUAUGGUUUUUGACUAAAUGUAAUAUAGGAGACCCUUCUCGUUCUCAAGAAACAUUUUCCAAAACCUUCUGUGAAUAUCAAAGUUUGUUAAGCUACUGUAACAUACUACAGUAAGGUGUAAGUAAUUAAAACCUUUAAAUGGCCCGUAGAGUUUGACUAAACACCUGGUAGAAACAUGGGCAGUUGCAGAAACCACACUUACAGCUGCCACGCUCUCAUCCCUGAGUAAUUGUCUUAUACACCAGCUCUUUGUUUCUGAGGCCCAGAUUAGAGCCUCGGGAGUAUAGAAUGUAUUACUUUUUAGUGGAGACUGGGGACAGCUGAUAACUCAAGUCUUCAAGUGCCAGGCGUCUACUAUAGCAUCAGUAAGUAUUUAGCAGAAAUUAACACCAUAAUGAAUGGAAUUCAAUUCCACACAUGGUUUGUUCAAGCACACUUAAUAAGUAGUCUACUUUUAAAUGUCUUUUUAAAAUGUAAAUACUUGGAUGAAGCGCUUUUUUUUUUUUUUUCCAAUUUAGUCAUUUGCAUCAUCAACCUUGGUUUCAGAAUUUGUCUUUGAGCAAGUGCUUUUCAGAAUCUGUUAAAUGAAUUUAAGGAUCAUGUGUAUCAAACCUGUGACCCAGACAUUUGAAAAUAAUUUGUCAUAAAGCAUGGAUCCCACUCUGGGUGUAUAGCUUCAUCAUUCAAAUCAUGUUUUGUAGUAAGGGACUUUGGGAAUGAUAAACUGCCCACUGAAAUGUUGCCUGAGGGGUUUGGCAAGGAGAAAUGAGACUUUGUAAAAACCUAAGGGAAAGAGCCAAGUAGUAACGAGAAGUAGCAGGGACAACAGAAAAUAGAGCUAACAUAGGUGGUGUGACUAGUUCAUCCGCCUAGAAUUGUUAGGGAGAGAGACAGGUGAAACAACAUUGAGACAGUCAUGCUAGGAUUUUUAGGUAUGACAUUACAUUUAGGAAUGACAUUACAUUCAUCUCUUGUAGUACAAAGGUGUUCAUACUCUUGGUAUAAAGGGACAUGUGCUUGGUAGUGCAUUUGAGUCAUGAAUUUUGUUUUUAGAUGUGGUCUUACAGCCUUGCUCAGGAUGGUCUUGAAUUCCUACAGUAUGGUGUGAAAUAAUUUUAAUUUAGCUCAGAACAAUUUGUUCUCAUCAAGAUGUUGAUAGGCUAGAUCCUUGGUUUUUCUUUGAGUUCCAAAAUUGUAAGUUAGCUUAAAUUAAGAAUAUUUCUAGAUACAGUUGAAAUACUUACACAGUAUUGGAUGGCAUUUAUAGCCAUAGAACUAGGCAGUAUACUUGAUCUGUAUUUCUUAAAUAAAUCCUUCCUUACUGAGCUUAGCAAAGAACAAUCUAAAGAUCACAUUUCUUCGUAGCAUUGUAUCUGUGUGAUGUUGGGUUUCAUGGUUAUGCUAGUCUGUUCCACAGAAAAUUACUGUGCAGAGUAUUUCCUAAGAAAGGAGAACAGUGCUUAGUAAUUAUUGCAGAUAGCUAAGCAAUAGUUGCUUCAGGACAUUAAUUUUGUUGAUAUUUGCAUGGUUUUAUCCCUUGUUCAUUUACACAAAACCUAGACUUGUGACUCUAUCUGAAGUACUCGGGGUCUUUUCUAGAUAGUAGAAUUGUGUAGGAACAUAUACUGAAGCUGGUACCCUGCAGUUGUCUUUGUAAAGGAAUGGGAAGGGAAGCUUAUUUGUUGACAUGAGUCAUCUGAUGUAUUCUGUGGGCCUCCUGUUCGUGAACCUUCACAACAGCUCACUGGGGAAGCUACUUUGCUCUCGCUUAGUACAUGGAAAAAGAGUCACUGAAUUUCAGUGACUUGGGGGCUGAAUGUUAAAUACAACUUCAGAGAUGCUGUCUUUAAAAACCUCAGUAUUCUUUCUGUAUACUCCAGACAACAUGGAAAUUUUAUAGAACCAAACAUUUGGGCAACUUACAAAUACUCAUUUUCCGGAAUCCAGCAUGUGCUUAUACCGUGUACACAUGGAAUACACUUGCCCCUUAGCUCCUAACACUGCAGGGUUGCAUCUGCACUUUGCUUGUGUCUCCUUACUGAAUUUAUUUAGUUCUUUAAAAACAUCUUGUGGCACUGUGUGGUGGUACACACCUGUAGUUCCAGCUCUGGGAGGCAGAAAUAGAAGAAUCGUAAGGAUGCCCAGCCUGGCCACAUUAGCAAGUAGAUUGUUUGAAUUGUUUGUUUUUUGUUGUUUUGUUGUUGUUUGUUGCUGAAAUACCCAUAUUUAUUAGAGAUGUAAUAGCUGCUUGUAUUAUACAGGCAGGUGGAGACAGGUCUGGGGUUACAAGACUUGGAUCUAGUUUCUGUUCAGUUUGGAUUUUCUUUAGGCACAGUAAGACAUUGCAUAGAAAAUCUAGCAUACCUGGAAAGCCCAAAGGAUAUAUCUUUACAUAGUGUUCAAGGCACAGAGGUAAUUUGUGCCGGUUUUGUUCCUUUGCUUCCCCUUAUUCAGACUUCUGUAGGUCCCCAUGACAGUUGGUCCUUCUGUUGCCACAUCUUCCUUUGGUGGAUUCUGAGCCCCAGUGACAGCCUCUAGUUCAGUUAAGUAGAACUCUGUUAGUGACUAAAGCAACAAGGGCAAAGGCUGGUGGAUCUCUGAGUUUGAGGUUAGCCAGCCAGAACUACAUAGUGAUACCCUGUCAAGAAAAAAAGCCAACAUGGACUGGCACCAUAGCUCAGUUGACAAUGGCCUUGCAGGCAUGAGGACUUGGGUAAGGAUAGCACCCAAGGUUGUCCAUACAUCUUUACUCUUGAAGGCAUUUUAGACAAGAGGGUGAGAAAUAGUGAAGAUUGGUACACAGAGUCUAGCACUUACUUCGUGUGCACAUGACCCUGAGUUCAGAUCUUAGUAUCAAUAAAUAAAAGCAUUCAAGUCAGAUUUAUCUAGCACUUGCUCCAUGUUCUUUUGAGGACAGUCACCAGCCAUGCAACAUAGCCUCCGGGAGUCUGGGACAUCCGCUUGUGUUCAUUUGCUACCUAGAACUUGAGUGGAGGUGUAAGGAAGGUGAAAGGUGUCUUUGAUAAGUAUGCUGUCCUGUGUUCUAGUGGCAAUAAGUCCUGCAGAUGCUCCUGUCUGCUCUUUCUCUGUCAGAAUGUCUCCUGUGCGGCUGUUCUUUCAAUCCUUCAGUUUUCUCCCCCACUUAGCCCUGCCUGCCUGGGCAAAGCCAGCUCUUGUAGGAUCCCGUGCCACUCCACAUGGCCAGAGCCACUUUCACUCAGUUUCCUGUCCUCCACCAAUCCCAAGUCCACUUUGCCAUCUGGGGCUAUGCUGUUGGAUGAUGGCAUUUCUCAUAACCAUUUCUUAUUCCAUGUUGUGUAUUUCAGUCCUGAGUUCUUCGAUCAAAAUCAUUUCCUGCAGGGCCACUGUAACUGCCUGUGGUCCAUUAGUCUCUUCCCAAGCCAGUGACAUGUUUACUUUCCUCCAGUCUGUGUCACUUUUUGGCAUCACAACUCCCCUUUUAUCUAGCCUUAAUGAAUGACUGCUAACCCUAGCUCUGCUGUGAAUUAACGUUAGAUUUCGGUUCUCUCUGAGAUAACCUCUGAUUCAAAACAUCACUUUUUCUGUUUCCCGAUCCCCUUCAGGAGACGGCUAUCUUAUAGUGCUUCCCCCUUGUGGUUUCCCACCGUGUACUUCAGGCACGUUCAUUAUUGGGAAGCUUUACAGUAUGUGGUCUCAUAGUGAUGUGUUGGAAGGUGUUCUUUGGGUAUCUUUUGUGUCUGAUCAGUGAAAAUGGGGGGAGUGAACCAGUACUUCUCAUGCAGCUUCCAUGUACAUUCAUUCUUCUUGAGUGAUGAGAUGACUGCUAAAUCUGGUGAGCCUAAGACAUAAAGGUACCUACCUCUGGGACUGCUUUGCCGCUGUUUCCAAGGCACACCAGUGCUUACAGCUGGUCAGAAAAGUUCUGCUGCCAUAUGAAAACUUUCCCAAGUGCUAGCCCAUGUCACUGGUUGGUCUUGAGAGAUGAGAUGCAAAAAGGCAUCUAAAAUACUAAACAGAAGACAAAGGAAAAACAGUGGUUCAGGCAUGGUGGCACUUACCUUUUAUCCCAGUACUUGGGAGGUAGGGAAAGGAAGGUGAAUCUUUCUUUGAGAGUUCAGGCCAGCCUGCUCUAUGUACUGAGAUCCUGUCUAAGCAAAUUUGAUGAUGAUUUUGCCCAGAAUUGUCUUUAAACGUUAAUAUAUUCUCUAUAUACAAAAAUGUUGCCAUUCCAGGUAACAAAGUAGUAUUGUAGAAUCAAGAGGACUAACGAAUUCCAUACCAGGCUUGAUGAUACAGGCCUUUAGUCCCAGCUGAGGCAGGAGGAUUGUGACCUCUAAGUCUGCUUGGGCUGUAGGGUAAUUUCAAGGCCAGCUGGGCAGCUUCAUGAGACCCUGUCUGAAAAGAGCUGGGGGGUGAUGCUCAGCAGUACAGAGCUUGUUUAGGGUGUGUGAGGCCCUGGGUUCCAAGCCCCAGCACUACACAUGCCUGUGCAUACAUGUGUGCGUUCACACACGGUUGCACACACACCUCAACAUGUGCUGCCCGCAUGUCGACUUUGCCGAUCAUGGUCAUAAAAGAUACAUGAGGGUUCAAAGACGCAGUAGCCCCCAGGUGUCCCUCCAGGCUCUGCUUGGCACAGUCACACUAUGUUCCUUCCUCACAGGAAGGUCACUUGACUAGGGGCUGCAAACUUGGAGAAUCUGACUUUAUAACUAAUAUUUUUGGUCUCCUGAAAAAGAAAAACAUGCUCUGGAGAUCAGAAAAAACAAGGACUAUAAGAACCAGUAUUUUUAUGUUUUCUUCUAAAUGCUUGGAACAGUAUUGGAAUUCAGAUUAGCUUUUAAAUGCUAACCCUGCAGAGAGACAUACCAAAAUGUAGAUGCAGCCUUUGUGCUGGGGUGGGGGAUUCUUUUCCUUUUCAAAAUGUUUGUAAAGUGCUUAUAUUUUAUAAUGAAAGCAAUAAAUAUGAAUGUUGACUUUA